UAUAAGAGUUUCAAGGUUCCAAAGAUUGGAUAUGAGCUCAGUUGUGGGAACAAACCAGACGUCCUGAGGAAAUUACAACAAGAACUAGAGACAGUUGUGGGAAAAGAUAAUAUUGUGGAAGAGUCUCAUAUUAAGGAAUUACCAUAUCUUUAUGCGGUUAUGAAAGAAGUCUUGCGCAUACAUCCAACUGCUCCAUUAUUGGUGCCACAUUGUCCAAGUGAAACAUGCACUGUCGGAGGAUACACUGUUCCUAAAGGAUCUUGUGUUUUCAUAAAUGUAUGGGCUAUACACAGAGAUCCUUCUAUCUGGAAAAAUCCAACUGAGUUCCGUCCAGAGAGAUUUUUGGACAAUAAAUGGGAUUAUAGUGGAAAUGAUUUCAACUAUUUCCCAUUUGGUUCUGGCAGAAGAAUCUGUGUGGGGAUAGACAUGGCAGAGAGGAUGUUCAUGUAUUCACUUGCUUCACUGGUUCAUUCUUUCGACUGGAAAUUGCCUGAAGGAGAGACAUUAGAAGUUACAGAGAAGUUCGGUAUUAUUUUGAAGAAGAAAAUGCCUCUGGUGGCUAUACCGACUCCAAGAUUGUCCAAUCCAGCACUCUAUGAGUAAGAUAAAAAUGUGUCUGUAGAGAGUUGCAUUCUGUAUGAUGAUUAUGUCUUUUGUAUGAUGAAUUAUG
Solanum tuberosum (potato) is the source of this 670-nucleotide messenger RNA. Its product is annotated as cytochrome P450 98A1-like. NCBI's taxonomy places the organism in Eukaryota, Viridiplantae, Streptophyta, Magnoliopsida, Solanales, Solanaceae. The transcript has a single exon. The record is from RefSeq and is a predicted model, not a curated record. The annotation marks the transcript as partial. Gene Ontology annotation, molecular function: heme binding; oxidoreductase activity, acting on paired donors, with incorporation or reduction of molecular oxygen; iron ion binding.